Molecule: messenger RNA, 1754 nt
Organism: Clupea harengus (Atlantic herring)
Lineage: Eukaryota; Metazoa; Chordata; Actinopteri; Clupeiformes; Clupeidae
Product: WD repeat and FYVE domain-containing protein 2-like
Exons: 12
Coding region: 220-1422 (400 amino acids)
Biological process (GO): positive regulation of fat cell differentiation; positive regulation of protein phosphorylation
Cellular component (GO): early endosome
Molecular function (GO): metal ion binding; protein binding
Source: RefSeq, a predicted model, not a curated record
CAUACACUCUGGAUCGCCCCUCCAACCCCGCGAGUCCUCAGGAAGCCCCGACCACAUGAUGUGUCUGUCUGUGCGUAGUCUCGGGAGCGCGCACGCGGUCAGCUGACGAGCAGUAACCCAGUCUGUCACAACAAACCCUCGCGCACCCCCGUGCAGCCCGUGCUGCUGGUAUGUUACCUCGCGCCCGCCAGGUGAUAGAAACUCGGUUUUAACAUCGACAUGGCCGCGGAGAUCCGACCUCGUGCCCAGGCGCGAAAGCCUGUGCUGCUGAGCAAGAUCGAAACGUCGCAGGAGCUCGUGACCACGGCGGUCAUCAUCCCGAAAGAAGACGGAGUGAUCAGCGUCUCCGAUGACAGGACCAUCCGUGUGUGGCUGAAGAGAGACAGUGGGCAGUACUGGCCCAGUGUGUACCACAGCAUGCCUGUGUCCUGUUCCUGUAUGUCCUUUAACCCAGAGACCCGGCGUCUAUCUGUUGGGAUGGACAACGGAGUCGUGUUGGAUUUCAUCGUAUCAGAGGACUACAACAAGAUAACCCCUGCGCACACAUACCAGGCCCAUGGUUCUCGCGUGACGGCGGUCCUCUUCGUUCUGGAGAUGGAAUGGCUUCUGACCGCGGCUCAAGACCGGAGCAUCUGUUGGCACUGCACCGAGAGCGGCCAACUACUGGGCACACACAGAACUGCAGCCUGGGUCACCGGACUCCAGUUUGAUGUGGAGACGCGUCACGUGUUCGUGGGCGAUCAGUCUGGGCAGGUGACCAUCCUCAAGCUGGACCAGAACACCUGCAGCCUCGUCACCACCUUUAAAGGACACACAGGUAGUGUGACUGCUCUGUGUUGGGACGCCAUGCAGAGGGUCCUGUUCUCUGGCAGCUCAGAUCAUUCCAUCAUCAUGUGGGACAUCGGAGGACGCAAGGGCACCGCCAUCGAGAUGCAGGGUCACAAUGAUAGGGUCCAGGGCCUCUGCUAUGCUCCUCACACUCGUCAGCUGAUUUCCUGUGGAUCUGAUGGAGGCAUCGUCAUCUGGGACAUGGAGGUGGAGCGACAAGAGACGCCUGAGUGGUUGGACAGUGACUCAUGUCAGAAGUGUGAGCAGCCGUUCUUCUGGAACUUCAAACAGAUGUGGGACAGCAAGAAGAUUGGCCUUAGACAGCAUCACUGUAGGCGCUGUGGUCAAGCGGUGUGUGGUAAAUGCUCGUCACGGCGAUCCACCAUCCCUCUCAUGGGCUUCGAGUUCCCCGUCAGAGUGUGUGACAGCUGCUGCGACUCCAUCACAGAACAAGAGCGGGCCCCCACGGCUACAUUCCAUGACAGUAAGCACGGGAUCGUCCACAUGCACUAUGAACCCACACGGAGCUGGCUCCUGACAUCAGGCACCGACAGAGUCGUCAAGCUCUGGGACAUGAAUCCUGUAAUCUCCUGAGGAUGCGCUGUGGUAACCGAGGGUUACAGUGGGUUACCGAGGGUUACGGGGACCAUGGACCUCGCUGCAUGAGGCAGCUGUUUCUACGGCAACCGUGGACCUGAUUGGAGGAAAGUGGAUGGGACUGAGACGCAAUCAGCUGGACAAGCAGCUAGCGUGUACACACUCUCUCACACACACACACACACACACACACACACACACACACACACACACAGAUCUGACACCUGCACAAACAGUUAGCUGUGUUAACCCCACACCCCACCUAAAUGCAUACACACACAAAUCUGAGUAGCAGCUAGCGUCUACACACACACACACACACACCUCUC